Messenger RNA from Trichogramma pretiosum, 2919 nucleotides. Its product is annotated as ankyrin-1-like. The record is from RefSeq and is a predicted model, not a curated record. The transcript is spliced from 4 exons. Gene Ontology annotation, molecular function: protein binding. Bases 1 to 2919 code for a protein of 972 amino acids. NCBI's taxonomy places the organism in Eukaryota, Metazoa, Arthropoda, Insecta, Hymenoptera, Trichogrammatidae.
AUGUCCGAAAGCGAAUCCAGUGUGAGCUUUAACAAUAAAAAACAAUUAGAAAUGUACGGAUACUUGUCGAAAGAUGUGACGUGGGAGAUUCAAGAGGAUCGACGUGAAUUUCUUUAUCAACUCGAUACCGUCGUCAAAAAUUGGAAAGGUCAACUUCCAAAUCUUCUAGACUUCUUCCAAAAAGAAGCGAUUUUUUGGCUUUUGAUAGAGUCCGUCAUAGACAUAGACGAACAUGACAUCGAGACACCGGGGAAACGAUUCAUAGAUUUUGUGGCUCGCAGCGCCUACAAAGACGACCCCUACGCAGAUAAAGACGGCAAGCCACUGUUGCGUCGCACCACGCCGGUGCAUCACGCGGCUAAGCACGUUACCAAUUACGUCAUAAUCUCUGAUCUCUUUAAAAUCUACGACAAAUUCGACGUAGCUUACAUAGACGAAGAUGGAUUAACACAUUUUCAAGUGGCCUGCUUGUAUGGUCUCGACACCGUCGUCGAAAAAUUCCUCGAACUCGGGCAAGAUCCCAACGGCCUCUCUCGAGGCACGGCAGCGAGAUACCCGCCGCUUUACUUGGCUCUACUCAACGGCCACGGGACAGUAGCCGAAUCGCUGCUGAGAAGAGGCGCCGAUCUGCUUCGAGCCAGUGCGGACGGAGUAACUCCUGUGCACAUGCUUGGCAAGAGAAAUCACAAUGAUGCCUUCCUUGAGACAUUUUUCGAGAUUGUCGAGGAGAAAUAUCUGACGUUGCAGGUCAACGCCAUAGACCAUGAUGGCCUUUUACCGUUACAUUAUGCUCUGAGGGGCAGAAACAAGAAACUGAUGGAACUGCUGUUGAGACACGGCGUGAAUCCGAAUUUGUGCAACAAACACGGAGAUACUGCGGUCAACGUUAAAAACGUACAGGGCGACACACCAUUGAUCUUGGCUAUGAAGAGUGGCAACAUAAAUGCAGUCGAACAGUUGCUGAGAAGGGGUGCCGACCCUCAUUUAGUCAACGACGACGGAGAGACUUGUUUGCAUAUUAUUUGCAAGAGCGACUGGAACGACGAAAACAUGGCAAAGAUGUUAUUUGAGGUCUGCGACGAGAAACAUCAGACGGUCCAGGUCGACGCACGGGACAAUGAGGGUUGGACACCAUUACUCGUGGCAAUAUACCAAGGAAACAUCAAUUUGGUAGAAUGUUUGCUAAGAAGAGGUGCUAGUCCGAAUCUAGCUGAUAAUAACGAACUUACUCCUUUGCACGCAAUAUGCGAGAGAAAAAACAGCGACGAUGGCUUGGCGAAGAGAUUUUUCGAGAUCACCGACGAAUUGAAUCAACAGGCCGAUCCAAAUUGGGCUGCCGAGAACGGUUUCACUCCUCUGCACGUCGUGUGUCUGAGAGAAGACGACGACGUUGACUUGGUGAAGAUGUUAUUCGAGAUAGGUGACAAAUUCAAUACGCCGAUCCAGAUCGACGCCCGAGACAGCGACGACAACACACCGUUGCACUUUGCUUUGGAUUGCGGCCACGAACAAAUAGCCAAAUGGCUGCUGAGAAGAGGAGCGGAUAUAAAUAUCAGCGACGAGCUGAAUCGAGCAGUCAAGGUCGACGCCAGGAACAAGCAGGGUGAAACGCCGCUCCACCAUGCUAUAAGACACGGACACAAGAAGGUAUUUGAAUUACUGCUCAGAAGAGACGCCAAUCCGAAUCUGGCCGAUAACGAUGGAUGGACGGCUCUGCACACGAUUUGCAUAGUCGCCGACGAUAGCGGCUGGGCGAAGAUGUUGUUUGAAAUCAGCGAGGAAAAUAAUCGAUGGGUGCAGAUCGAUGCUCGGGACACGAGCGACUUUACACCACUGCAUCACGCGCUGGUCAAAAAAGAGCUCAGGGCGGUGGUAGAAUUGCUUCUGAGAAAGGGCGCCGCUACUAAUUUAGUCGACUGCGACGGAUGGACUCCUCUGCACACAAUUUGCAAGUACGCUGACGACGAGGACCGCGUGAAGAUGUUGGUCGAGAUCAGCAACGAAGAAAAUAAGCCGGUCGAGGUCGACGCCCGGGACAAGUUGGGCCGGACGCCGCUACACCUGGCCCUGGCCGAAAGAAACUGUAGGGUGGUCGAGUAUCUGCUGAAAUUAGGCGCCGAUCCCAACUUGACGGACAAGAACGGAUUCUCGCCGUUGCACGUCAUCAGCAAGGAUCGUUACGACGACGAUGAAUUGCUCGAGCUGUUUUUCGACGCCAGCAAAGAGGCCGAUCGGCCGGUGCGGGUCGAUGUCCAAGACAAGAAGGGACGAACGCCUUUGCAAUGGGCCGUGGCGAAUCUUUCCCUAGAUAAGGUCGAUGUACUCCUGGAUCGGGGCGCUGAUCUGUCCAACUUCGUUUUUCCCAGCAAGAGCUUUUUCGUCGAGAGAUUUCGAUGGGUACGUGCGAUGGACGAAAAAUUAUCACUGGCGUCGAAAAUUGUGGCCGUCGUUGAGCGUCUCGAGAAAAGAGGAUACGAAUUUGACCGCAGCGACGUUCUGAAUAUCAUGAGUUUGUUCGCCGAUCACGGAUUGUUCGAGAAGUCUGUGGAUCUCGACGAAUAUUGGUACGACGACGAAGAAUUUGUGAGCAAAUCGAAAGAGAUAAUGGUGAAUCCUAGUCUAUCGCUUCACGACCUUAUCCGAUUGAGACCGGAAGAGGCGGCAAAACAACUGAAACCCGAGAACUAUAUCGAGUUGGCGCGUUCGAACAAAUUGUCGGACCUUCCCGAAGGCCACAGGGAGCUUUGCGUUCGGCAUCUGUGCGAAAAACUGUCUAGAGGAUUUUUCUGGCCAUGGGCACUGGAUGCUUUUUACGAACUGAAACACUGCCAGCUACCGGUUCUCUGCUGUGAAAUGAUCAUUGCGAAGCUAAAGAACGAGGAUUUACAUAAUAUUUGCUUGGCAUGCAUUCUUGCAUAG